Nilaparvata lugens (brown planthopper) is the source of this 4206-nucleotide messenger RNA. It is a transcript of the gene S1P, whose product is annotated as membrane-bound transcription factor site-1 protease. NCBI's taxonomy places the organism in Eukaryota, Metazoa, Arthropoda, Insecta, Hemiptera, Delphacidae. The transcript has 19 exons. Gene Ontology annotation, biological process: proteolysis. Gene Ontology annotation, cellular component: Golgi apparatus. Bases 254 to 3427 code for a protein of 1057 amino acids. The record is from RefSeq and is a predicted model, not a curated record. Gene Ontology annotation, molecular function: serine-type endopeptidase activity.
UGAGUUUUGUUUUCGGGAUGAGUCCAUGAGUUAAAUUUUUUGUCUUUAAUCUUCAGUAAUAUUAAUAUUAUAAAUUCCAGAAUAAAGGAAAAUUUUAUUUUAUUUUCUAAAACAUCAGAUAACGCUUCAUUUAUAAACUUGGCAAUUACCUAAUGUUUUCUUCGCAGUUAGCCAUUUUUUGGUUAACGACUAUUAUUGGGGUUAUGUGUACUUUUUUGACUUGAUUAUUUUGUAUAAAAAUUAUGUUCUAAGAAUGAAGUUAAAGGUACGCUUACGGCAAUGGCAUAUACGAAUGACAAUUUUUCUGUUGCUGAUUUUAUAUCCUGACCCCAAAGAAAUAAAUGCCGAAAAAAUAUAUUCAAGUGACUUUGCCGAUGAUCCAUGUACAAGUGCUAAUUUUCAAUUUGUGCAACUUUCAUUCUCCAGUCAAACAAUAAAAAACGAAUACAUAGUUGCUUUCAAUGGCUAUUACAAACAGACAGCAAGGGAAAGAUUCGUUGCCGCUGCUCUUAACAACAGUAACAUUAGUAACUGGCAGAUCAUACAAAGGAACAAUGCGGCCAGUGACUAUCCAAGUGAUUUCGACGUUGUACAGUUGGAGGGUACAUCAGCCUCGGAUGGUGCCGCAUUGUUGCGUCGGCAUCCAGCGGUGCGCCGCGUGACACCACAGCGAGUGGUGCACCGACACCUCAACACCAUUCCAACACCUCCCCCUCACCCCGACGCCAACACCACUAACUCGUGGCCCAAGCAGCGUGCCAUUCCUGAUGACUUUUGGCAGUCAACUGGACAUCAUUCGAGCAGAAGAUUAUUAAGAGCUAUUCCAAAACAAAUCACAUCGGUAAUGCAGGCGGACGUUCUGUGGGGUAUGGGCAUAACAGGUGCGGGCAUCCGAGUGGCAGUGUUCGACACGGGGCUGGCCGCCUCACACCCGCACUUCCGUCACGUGGCCGAGCGCACCGACUGGACGGGUGAGCGGUCGAUGGAUGACGGCCUAGGCCACGGCACCUUUGUCGCCGGCGUCAUCGCCUCCAGUCAGGAGUGCCUCGGAUUCGCGCCCGACGCUCAUCUCCAUGUGUUCCGCGUGUUCACCAACAACCAGGUUUCGUAUACGUCUUGGUUUUUGGAUGCCUUCAACUAUGCCAUUAUGAAGAAGAUAAAUGUAUUGAAUUUGAGCAUUGGCGGACCGGACUUCAUGGACCACCCGUUUGUAGAUAAAGUGUGGGAAUUGACUGCAAAUCGAGUCAUUAUGGUUUCUGCUAUUGGUAACGACGGACCUCUCUAUGGAACUUUGAACAAUCCAGCCGAUCAAAUGGAUGUAAUUGGAGUUGGAGGAAUAAAUUUUGAAGAUCAAAUUGCGAAAUUCUCAUCUCGAGGCAUGACAACUUGGGAGCUUCCCCAGGGGUAUGGUCGUUUGAAGCCGGACAUAGUGUCGUAUGGUUCAGGCGUGCAUGGCAGCAGUGUGAAGGGAGGCUGCAAGAGUCUCUCGGGAACAAGUGUCGCCUCGCCGGUCGUCGCCGGAGCGGUCACCUUGCUAGCCAGCGGUGUAUUGCACCGAGGCGCUGUGAUCAACCCAGCCAGUAUGAAGCAGGCGCUGAUGGCGUCGGCCAGGCGUCUCCCCGGCGUCGGCAUGUUCGAACAGGGUCAUGGCAAGCUGGAUCUGCUCAAGGCCUACCACAUACUCAACAGCUACAAACCACAAGCCAGUUUCAGUCCAACCUACAUUGAUCUGAGUGAAUGUCAGUACAUGUGGCCGUACUGCACACAGCCUCUGUUCUACGGAGCGAUGCCAACCAUUGUCAACGUCACAAUUAUCAAUGGCUUGGGUGUGGCGGGAAGGAUUGUCGGCAAACCGACGUGGCAUCCCUACACACCACAGAAUGGACUGCAUCUUGAAGUGUCGCUCAGCUACUCGGAGGUGCUGUGGCCAUGGUCGGGCUGGUUGGGGGUGAGCCUGGGGGUGGCAGCGGGGGCUGCAGACUGGAGUGGCCUCGCACAGGGACACGUUGAGCUGACGGUCGAGUCACCAGCCGACUCCGACGCCCACUUCACCGCGCCGCUCCAGUCCACGAUUCAGUUGCCAGUCAAGGCGCCAAUCAUACCCACACCUCCCAGGCAGAAACGCAUUCUAUGGGAUCAGUACCACAAUCUGCGGUAUCCACCCGGAUAUUUUCCUCGUGACAAUCUUGGAAACAAGAACGAUCCUCUGGAUUGGAAUGGCGAUCACAUCCAUACUAACUUUAAGGACAUGUACCAGCAGAUACGCAGCCAGGGCUACUAUGUGGAGGUGCUGGGUGCGCCGCUGACCUGCUUCGACGCGGCUCACUACGGCACCCUACUACUCGUCGACCCCGAGGAGGAGUUCUUCCCCGAGGAGGUGGCCAAGCUCAAGCGAGACCUCGACCAAGGCCUCUCACUUGUCGUAUUCGCCGACUGGUACAACGUCACCGUCAUGAGGAAGGUCAAGUUCUAUGACGAGAACACCAGACAAUGGUGGAUGCCAGACACGGGAGGCGUGAACGUGCCGGCGUUGAACGAUCUGCUCUCUUCGUGGAACAUAGCCCUGGGUGACCGGGUCUUCAACGGCCAGUUCACACUGGAUGACAACACAGUCAAUUUUGCCUCUGGCACAUCCAUUGUAAGGUUCCCUGACAACGGUGUUGUUCUGGCGUUUCCAUUGCAAGACCAGGGCGCAGAACUGCUGGGCGUCAAGACGAAGAUAACUGAGAAGGUGCCCAUUCUAGGCCUGCUGCAGACGCAGAGCAAAGCCAAGGGUGGCCGCAUUGUUGUGUACGGUGACUCCAACUGCUUGGAUAAUAGUCACCUGCAAAAAGACUGUUUUUGGAUGCUGAGUGCCUUGCUGGAUUACACUUCGACCGGGCACCUGCCAUCUGUAUUUAGUGAUAAUAGGAUUACGUUUAAAAAUAAGAAUUCUGAUCUACCUCAGCGAAUGGAGGGAAAUCAUUUGUACAGGUAUUCGAAAGUGCUUGUUAAUAGAAUUGGAGCUCUGCAGACCCGUCCUCUUCCGCCCUGUCCCCACCUUGUAUGGAGUCUGCCGAUCCCACUCAAUAAAUCGGCACCCACGAAUCUGUACAAAUCGCAGAAACUGUUGUCGUUGAGUUUGGACGAUGAGACGGGCUUGGCAGGGGGUGCUCCGCCGCUGGUGUGGCCCGAACAGCGAGAGGGGUGGGUGGCGGGUGGAGGGGCAGCGGUGACUGGUGACCUUGAGCCACAACAGCUGAGCUGGCUGACCUUGGCGGUAACCUUGGCAAUGACCUUGGGCUGGUGGCCGCUAACCGGAGUCGCGUUGCUAGUGUUAGUGGCAGUGUUCGUCUGUCGCUGGCAGCGCGUCCCGGCGCCACCGCGCCGACGCAGGGCGGCUCGGCUAAGGCGUCUCGUCUCUGUCUUCAUGGCGCCUGUUAUAUGACCACCUUACUGGAGUGAGGAGCAUCUAUCAUCAACAUACGAGACUACCAGGAUAUUACUUUUGGAAUUCUUUUUCCAAAUUUGAAUAAGCCAUUCAGAACAGACGGUUUUGGUGUUGAAAUGUCUAGUCAAUUCAAUUAAUCCAAUAAUGAUCAAUUACUCCAUGCCAAUUGAGGUGGGAUUUAUUCUUAUCUUUCAAAAUUAUUGAUGCAAAAUUUUGAGUUGAUAGAAUAUUUUAAAGCCCUCAGCACAAAAAUGAACUGUAAUGUUACCGUCAGUAGAUCAGACUCAAGAGCAUAGAUUAAUAAGUGAGAAAAGCAACAAGGAAACCAUCAAUUGAACAAAGCAUGUUUUAUAUCAUACAAAAGAACAAUUUUCUUGUAGCAACUGUAAAGUUUGUCCAUUGUUUUACAUGUAGUGAUUAAUUCAUCGUUAAUGACUUAUCCAUCACGAUUGGGUAUGUAACAGUGAACUUGGUUCACGUAUUUAAUGUAGUACUAGCAAUACAUGUAAGUGAUACUCAAUGUAAAUUUUUAAAACUGCCUUGUAUCUUCCAACUAUUAUUGUUAUAUAAGUGAUCAAACUCAGUAAUUAAUGUGAAUAGACGAUUAAUAUUUAUGAUAGGGAACUGUAUAUAUUUGUAAUUAACUUUAGAUAAGUGAAUUGACAAUGAAUAACUUUGCAAUUGUUCGAUAAUAAUUCUUAUAGAAAAUUCAUUUUUAUGUACAUUACAGUGUAAAGCUCAACGAUUUGUUAUUUCCAAUUUCAAUGUUUUCAAAA